GUAAGAGCACUUAUAGUUUUAGUACACACAGAGACAUUCAACAAACGACAGCAACAGGACUAUUACAUAAUACUGGACUACAAAACUUUAUAACAGCACCAAUAUGAUGCCUUUCUAAAAACAUUGUGACUUUUAAGUCGUGUCCAAUGUAAUUAAUUCGGUUUAAAGUAACUGUAUUUUCUUUUUGUUUGUUCUUUCGCGUUUCACGUCAUAUUUUAUUUUUACGAUUAUAUGUGAAAUUUUAAGAGAUAAAUUGUAGGCUAUUGCUGGUACCAUGGCUGACGCAGCCCAAAACCAGAUGGUCGAGAUCGACCCGGACUUCGAGCCGCUCUCCAGACCCCGCUCCUGUACUUGGCCGCUGCCUCGGCCGGAGUUUCCCAACCCCGCCGCAACCGACUCCAACACAUCGUCCCCUGCUCCGUCAGACAAGCAAGAGUCCUCCAGCAACAGGGACUUUAUUAACAACCUCAGUUUGCUGGAAGAGAAUGAGGACUUCCCUGAUCAGAAGCCCCUCAUGCUGUGCAGAGAUUUCCAGUGCCAGGAGAACUGCAUCCACCAGCAGCAGAUCCCGAGUCUACAGCAACAGGUGCCCGUACGUUCUUCUCCAGUGUCCGCUGCCGCUGCAGCCGCUCAGCGCAAGAGCAGCUCGUCCAGACGCAACGCCUGGGGGAAUAUGUCAUACGCGGACCUGAUUACCAAAGCCAUCGAGAGCUCCCCCGAAAACCGUCUCACCUUGUCUCAGAUCUACGACUGGAUGGUGAAAAGCGUCCCUUAUUUUAAAGACAAGGGGGAUAGUAACAGCUCCGCUGGUUGGAAGAACUCUAUCAGACACAACCUGUCCCUACAUAGUAGGUUUAUCCGAGUGCAGAAUGAGGGGUCAGGUAAGAGCUCUUGGUGGAUGCUCAAUCCUGAAGGCGGCAAAAGCGGCAAGAGGCCUAGACCCCGGGCUGCGUCCAUGGACAGCAACAGCAAGUUUGCCAACAGCAGAGGACGAGCAGCAAAGAAAAAGCUUGCUCUUCAGGGAGGGGCUGAGGGGGGCGCAAACAGCCCAGGCUCUCAGUACAGCAAAUGGCCUGGCAGUCCAAACUCCCACAGCAACGAGGACUUUGAUGCCUGGACGGCUUUCCGUCCCCGCACCAGCUCCAAUUCCAGCACACUGAGUGGCCGUCUCUCGCCCUUUAUUGAUGAUGAACUUGGCGACUCUGAUGUCCACAUGGUCUACCCAGGCCCUGGGUCAGGUGCCAAAAUGACCUCCACUCUCCCCAGCUUGUCUAAAAUGGCUGGUUCUCUCAGUCACAGGGGCUCUGAAAAUGUGAUGGAGAACCUUCUGGAUAACCUCAACUUGCUCUCACCUAAGAACCCAGCAGUGGGUUCCACAGGAGGGCCUGGGUCAGGAUCCAACCAGUCCUCACCCUCUUCGCUCAUGCAGCCCAGCCCUGGUUACUCCCCCUACAGUUCCCCAGAUCUGGCAGCAGUCAACCAGCAGACCCAACAAGACUAUUGUAAGUGUCUCUACAGUCAGCCAGGAAUGGGCAGCAUGUCCCCCAUGACGAUGCAGCCUCUGCCAGAAAGUAAGCCCUGUUUUGUUUCGGACCCAGGAAAUAUGGGCCAGUUUAACUGCACAGCAGGGCUGCUAAAGGAGCUCCUUACAUCUGAUGGAGAGCCUGUAAAUCUCUCAGUGCCCUCAGUGGACACAGUUGUCUCCCAGUCAGCUGGAGGCAGCGGAUGUAUGUUGGCUCCAUACAGCAGUGGGCGGAAUGAACUUAUGGGAGGUGGUGCAUCUCACAGUCAUACCCUCUCUCAUCCACACAAUAUGCACGGACAAGCCACAUCUCUGGUACUGAAUGGGCGAUCGUUGCAGCCUCUGACCGGCAUUGGUCACAGCGGUGCUGGUGGAUGCUUGGGAAACAUCAAGUCAGCCAUGCAGAUGCAGUAUGAAGGAUCCAGUCACCUUGGAGGUGGGCUUCCUCCUUACUGCAGUGUUAACAGCAACAGAUAUGGGUGCAGCCCUGGGAUGAUGCCCCACCAGCAACAGCAACACCUGGGGAAACUGCCCAGUGAUCUGGAUGGGAUGCCUCUGGAGCGAUUUGAAUGUGAUGUUGAGUCUAUCUUGCAUGAUACGCUCAUGGACGGAGAAUCGCUGGACUUCAACUUUGACCCUACGGCCACCCAACAGGGGUUCCCAACUCACAGUGUAAAGACCACCACUCACGGCUGGGUGUCUGGGUAGGAGCUACUUUUAUUAAACUUAUAAAAUUUAACAA
This is a messenger RNA of Carassius carassius (crucian carp), 2264 nucleotides long. Its product is annotated as forkhead box protein O1-A-like. Gene Ontology annotation, biological process: regulation of transcription by RNA polymerase II. The transcript is spliced from 3 exons. Lineage: Eukaryota; Metazoa; Chordata; Actinopteri; Cypriniformes; Cyprinidae. The record is from RefSeq and is a predicted model, not a curated record. Gene Ontology annotation, cellular component: nucleus. Bases 275 to 2230 code for a protein of 651 amino acids. Gene Ontology annotation, molecular function: DNA-binding transcription factor activity, RNA polymerase II-specific; RNA polymerase II cis-regulatory region sequence-specific DNA binding.